Messenger RNA from Cetraspora pellucida, 374 nucleotides. Lineage: Eukaryota; Fungi; Glomeromycota; Glomeromycetes; Diversisporales; Gigasporaceae. The record is from the annotation of a GenBank genome assembly.
CCGAAAUUAUGAAACGUACAAUCCGUCAACCACGUCCUACCAAUUCCAAGCAACAAAAAAAAUCUUUUGGAAUGCCAUCAUCUCAUUCGACAGUUAUAAUUUAUUUUGCAACGUUUAUAUCAUUACAAUUACAUACGAUAUCUUUGCAUGAAUUUUUUUCAUUUAUAUCCAUAUAUACUACUCAAACAUCCAUAAAUACUUUGAUAAAACUAACAUUAAGUUCUAUUGUUUCAUUAACCGCUCUAUCAGUCGUUUGGUCGAGAGUUGCGUUAGGCUAUCACACAAGAAACCAAGUGAUCGUUGGAAUGGUAUUAGGAUUUUGCCUUGGGAUUAUUUGGGAUAGGUGGUGGUGGAGUUAUUGGAAUGUAAUUUGA